UUUCUCUUAUUCUUUACAGAUAUUUGGUGUGUAAAUAUUAAGCUGAAAAAGCAAUGUUGUUGAAAGGCAAAAACUAACACAAAAUUUGAUACAUACUAACUCAAGGCGCUUUCCAAAAAAAAAAAAGAUAUAAACAUUAAAUCUAGCAAAUAGUAUGAGUGCCAUAAAUAGUAAGAAAAAUUUAUUUAAAUUUUUUAUUUAUAUCUAACAACACUUUUUGAUCACACACAAGAAAAAUGAAAAGAAAAACAGAAAAAUUGUAAAAUAUGUCUAAAACAUGCUACACAUAAUAGGCCAAAUAAGGAAGAACAUGAGUAUUAAUGUGAAAAUCCUCUUAACAUUAAGCAAUGUUCUAACAAUUAUGCACAACACUUAGAUUAGACCAGACAUAUACACAGAAAGAAAAAGGAAAAAAAUAAAGCUAACAACAAUACAAAAUACGAAAAAAAGGAGAUACAACAAGCAAAGUUGCAUUUAAAUUUAGAGAAUUUUUUAUAGAAAUACUAAAACAAGCACCAAAAAACAAAAAAAGAAAAACUUUUUAGUUGUAUUAUGCAAAUAAAUAUAAUAAAUACCGGUCCAACAAUGGCUGCAUCAGAGCCACCAGAACCACCACCGCGUAAUCCGGAGCGUAUUAAUGCAACAUUACAUAAACUUGCUGAAUCUAAAAAUAUUAAAUCAUUAGAUUCAUCAGUGUUAAAUGAUAAAACAGUCAACAACAAUAAACCAUUGAAAACAAUUUUAUCACUGGAUACAGCAACAUCAGCAACUACUGUUGCUAGUGGCAACGCAACAACCGGAAAACUACAUACAACAGUAAAUAACUUACCAUCACCAUCUGGUCCAGCUGGGACAAUAGCAGCAUCUGCUACAGGUUUAUAUUUUAAUAAACAACAACAUAAAAUUCAGCAACAGCAACAGCAACAAAAUGAUUUAACUCCCAGUGGUGGUGAGAGUUCAACAUCACCGUUGAGUUCAAAUGGUAGCAAUCAUACGCUAACCUCACCAAUGACUAUUGAACAUCAGCAACAACAACAACUACAUCGUAUAAAUUAUCAAACAACAGCCGCAGCAGGAACAACAACAUCAGCCGCAGCAGCAGCAACGUUAAUUAAAGGUAAUAGUGGUAGUGGUGGUGGCCUAGAAACCACAUCAGUUGCAUCACAUAUGACACAGCAGCAAAAUGGUAGUGGCCAACGUGGUAGUGGCGUUGGUGGCCUAUUAACUGAACAACAACAACAGCAGCAUAAUCUCCAACUACAACAAUUGAAUAAUCAUCAUUUAAUUAAUGGCGGCAGUACAGUAGCAACAAACACAACAACAUCAGCAGCAACCGGAAGUAGUGGUAGCAGUCUUGGCUCCUCAAGUAAUAACAGUAAUCAUAGCAACAGUUUAAGUGGCUCGAAUGCCUUUAAUAUCAAUAACUUAAUUACCACACAUUCAACAACAGCAGCAUUAACUGCCACACAUAAUUUACAAACAUCAUUAGACAUAUAUAUCUAGGGAACCUUAAUAUCCUGUGGUCAUAAACAGUUGAGAGAAACAUGUUAAAUGCUUUAAAGACAGCGAGGUGGCGAAUUUAACCUCAGGUUGCUAGGG
Messenger RNA from Lucilia cuprina (Australian sheep blowfly), 1599 nucleotides. Its product is annotated as protein roadkill-like. NCBI's taxonomy places the organism in Eukaryota, Metazoa, Arthropoda, Insecta, Diptera, Calliphoridae. The transcript has 4 exons. Bases 553 to 1503 code for a protein of 316 amino acids. The record is from RefSeq and is a predicted model, not a curated record.